This is a messenger RNA of Pecten maximus, 2153 nucleotides long. Its product is annotated as fucolectin-1-like. The transcript has 6 exons. NCBI's taxonomy places the organism in Eukaryota, Metazoa, Mollusca, Bivalvia, Pectinida, Pectinidae. Bases 357 to 1082 code for a protein of 241 amino acids. The record is from RefSeq and is a predicted model, not a curated record.
AGUGGCCGAAGCGACAGCACCUAUAUCUAUGUUACAGAAUUAUACCACUAUUUGAAUCUAUAUAUUGACGAUUAGGCCAUUCUGAGAUUAAUUACGACUAAAUAUUGUACGAGUUGGGAAGCAAUGACUCCGCGGACUUGGUCCGGGAAAAGCUCUCUUCGCAUUAAAGAGUCAGUCGUCGAAUGGGAAGCAAUAUCAACAGGCUGUCAGUGAGAACUUCCCACCCAGUGAUUUAUACUACACAUGAGAUUUUAAUCCAUGACUAGCAGCAUUAUUGGCGAUCCUGAUGAAUGCUGCGGUACUGUAUGAGCCUGUGGAAUAGAGUUCUCAGAACAGUUUGUCAAAUUUAACUGCCAAUGAUAGUUGUGACAGGUCUAUCCGAUAUGACGUGGAUGUUACGGUGGACAGUGUUCUUUGUGUUUUGUUGCUGCUACUCAGUAUCCGGGGAUGAAUGUAAUUUAACCUCCAUAGCAUUAAACAAACCGGCAACGCAGUCGUCUGUGUCAGUGGAUGGAGUUGCAGGAAGGGCUGUGGACGGGGAUUUCGAUCCCUAUUACCACAACAUGUCAUGUACACACACGGCCGACACAGACAAUGAGCCGUGGUGGCAGGUAGACUUAGAAGGUGUCUACAGUAUCGACGGUGUCUCUGUUCAGAAUAGAUUAACCUCUGCUGAACGACUGAAGGAUUUCAUUGUGGAAAUAUCAGAGACGAACGUCAUAGGACCCAAUGGUCAUCUGAAAAAUAGCAAGGUUUGCUAUAAUUACACUGAAGCUCACGUGCCUUCUGCCGAACUAAGGACUCUGGCUUGUCCAACUGGUACUGUUGGCCGCUACCUCAGGAUCACAAAGUCAUCCCCACUUUUAACCCUAUGUGAAGUCGUUGUAGAAGGAAAACCAGUUUCUUGUCUCGACACUACCUGUCACAAGAUGCCAACGAUCAGACAACGUGACGACCAAUCUAUGACGGAAAUUGUAAUGGAGUUGAAAAAACUGAUGUCCGGAACCGGAAGUAAGUGUAACUUCAGGAGGAAAUGGAUCGAUGGAGGAUGGUAUUGGUCUGUGUGGUUCCCGACUGACUGAUUUGAUCCGGCACAUGACAAAACAUUGUACUUAGAGGUUUACAGGAAUAACAUCGAUGACGUCGACAAGGAUUAAACGGCAAUACUGACAAGUAUCACACUGUAACAGCCACAACUUUUACACUGCGAUAUCGAAAGGAUUGAACCGGCAAGGGCGGCAAGGAAUACACUGCGAUGAUGAAAAAAUAAUAGCACCACGGCGGAAAUAGUUAUUACGCUAUGAUAGAGACAAGGAUAACACUGUGGCAUAGAAAACUGUUAUACAGUAACAAGGACAUAACUGUGAUACAGUAACAAGGAUUAACUAUUACCGAUUAGCAAGGAUUAACUGUAACCGAUUAACAAGGAUUAACUGUAACCGAUUAACAAGGAUUAACUGUUACCGAUUAACAAGGAUUAACUGAUAUCGAUUAACAGGGAUUAACUGAUAUCGAUUAACAAGGAUUAACUGUAACUGAUUUACAAGGAUUAACUGUAACCGAAAAACAAGGAUUAACUAUAACUGAUUUACAAGGAUUAACUGUUACCGAAAAACAAGUAUUAACUGUUACCGAUUAACAAGGAUUAACUGUUGACGAAAAACAAGGAUUAACUGAUAUCGAUUAACAAGGAUUAACUGUAACCGAUUAACAAGGAUUAACUGUUACCGCAAAACAACUGCAAUUUAACAAAGAAACACUAAAUGAUGUACAAUGUGAUAUAAAAACAACGGUAAAGAUUGAAGGUUUACAAGUCCUACAAUAGUACACAUCUUUUGUACAUUUUGCACUCUAUAUCAGUGGUACACAUUUUAUGAACAUUUUUGUACCCAAUAUUAUUGGAAUAUGCAUAUUUUGUACUCUAUACCACUUGUACAUACUUCAUGUACAUUUUGUACUCUAUACCAUUUGUACACAUUUCAUGUACAUUUUGUACUUUAUACCAUUUGUACACAUUUCAUGCACAUUUUGUACUCUAUACCAUUUGUACACAUUUAUGCUCAUUUUGUACUCUAUACCAUUUGUACACAUUUAUGUACAUUUUGUACUCUAUACCAUUUGUACACAUUUCAUGUACAUUUUGUACUCUAUAC